GUGUGUAGUAGUGUAUAGUGUAGUGUGUAGUGUAGUAUAUAGUAGUGUAGUGUAUAGUGUUGUGUAUAUUGCAUACGUAACCCUAACCUCACCCCCGGCAUGUACAUAACUCCUCUCUCUAUAUACAAAGUAACCUUAACCCCCCUCUCUCUAUACACAUAAACAUAACUCACCAAUGAUACAAUGAACGUGUAACCCUAACCCCGUUCCUGUACACAAAGCCGCGUCUCUAUACAAUCUGUGUGCGUGCAUCUGUGCGUAACUCGAAGCGUCUGAGUGUAACUCGAAUUCUCUCUCUGUGUGUGUGUACGAGCAGCAGCGGUGAGUGUGUCCAGAUCCCAGACAGACAGACGGCGAGGAGGAACAGGCGGUGUUGGACAAGCGGCGUCUUCUCUCUUCCGCCAGAUGGAGACUCUGUGGAGGCUGCUGAUGCUGAUCUGGGCAACGCUCUACCAGGCUCCCGGAUCAGAGUCAUACACCACAAUCCGCCACAACGAAGCGCUGGGUGGCACCGCGACCCAGUCCAGCACCUACGCGCCGUGGCGCUCCGCCAGCAUGGCCGUGGACGGCGACACGCAAAUGUACGGCUACUACUGCAGCAGCACGAACCUGGCGCUCGACUCGUGGUGGAGUCUGCACCUGGCACGCGCCGUCGCCGUGCACGCGGUCACGGUGACCUUCGGCAUAUUCAGCCCGUUCCCGUUCAUGGACACGGCGCGACUCUUCUUGGGCAACUCGAGCGACGCCGAUUCGCCCCAGAACCAAUUCUGCCAAAAUCUGAGCAUCGCCAAGGUGGUGACGGUGGGGACAUUCGUGUGCAGCGGCGCCGUGGCGAGCUACGUGCACUUCGUGCAGCACGUGAAUACGUACACGUACAUGCAGCUGUGUGAGGUGCAGGUCUCCAGCGUGCCGCUUGCCCCCAAUGAGACCGUGAUCGUCUACGGCAGCGUUCAGCAGUCGAGCGUCUACGGCAGCAACGGCAGCGUCGGCGGCGUUUUCGAGACGGCCGAUUCGGUGGCGUGGGGCGGAUUCGUGGGCGGGGCGACGCCUCCGCUGCCAUCGCCGUUGAGCGGCGGGGGUUGGAGCGAGGGGGGGAGGAGGGGGGGCGACUUCUGCUCCGGCUCCUGCGCGCAGACGCGCGAGGAGUGGGCGCCGUGGCUCCGCCUCGCACUCGACCGCGCCUACGUCAUCGUCCACGUGGGCAUCGCGAACCGCGGCGAUCCCCAGGGGCUGCGGCUCUACGGGGCGGAGAUUCGCGUGGGCAGCUCGGAGGUCGGGGGCGGAGCCUUGAACCCGCUGUGAGUCGGUGGUGGGGGUGGUGGGUCAGGGUGGGG
Messenger RNA from Petromyzon marinus (sea lamprey), 1334 nucleotides. The record is from RefSeq and is a predicted model, not a curated record. Lineage: Eukaryota; Metazoa; Chordata; Hyperoartia; Petromyzontiformes; Petromyzontidae.